CUGCACUUUUUUUUUUUUUUUCUUUGGUGGUUGUGGUUGUCAUGUAUUUGUGCAUCAGAAAGGAGUGUGAGACCUCACUGGAGAAGUGGUAGGAGCACGUUGCUGGGGAGGGCCGGGACCGGAGUGGCUUCACUCGAGGCAGCAGCGUGGUCUAACCACCCGAUGGAGUCAGGAGGUUUAAGGCUGUCCAGACUCUGCCACGGUUUUGCCGAGUGACCUAAGGCAAGUCACUUAACCACUCUGUGCCUCGGUUUCCCCCGUGCUAAUGGGUGUGCAGUACCCACUUCCGUUAAAGCACUUAAACCCUGGGCUGAAAGGUGCUAUGUAAAUGCAAUGUAUUAAAGGCCAUUGAGUAGAGUUGCUCCCACGUUACAGCAGUCCGCAGUAGCCACGCCAAUUCGCUUGGGUUCAAAAAUCGCCAGUGACUUCUCUUGAUCUGUAACGCUGCGCGGGGGGAAGCACACGAAUCCUGGCGACAGUGACGUGGUCACCUCGGCUCUCCUCCGGACGUCGCAAUGGGUUCUGCCUUCCCCCCGUGCUGCGCUGCUGCGUCACCCCCUCCCUCCAUGCUUGGAGUCCACGCUUCAUCUUACCGGCUGCCUCGCCGCCGCCUGCUCCAGAGACGGAGGCACGGACGGAUGAGAGCUGCGCACCUCCAGGGACCGGCCGCGCUGGAGUGCGGGUUCCCCGCUCUGCCCGGCCCCAGACGGUGCAUCCGACUGGAGCCACUUAGCACCUCGCAUGCUCAUGGGUGUAUCCGACCGCCCGGCACCCGGGGGUCGCGGACGCUGGGUUCACACGUAUCCUCCAUACCUUAGGGCAGGCGCGUGCACGUCCGCACACGCUGGAGGCAGGAAGGCAGAAGCCUGGCUCUGCCACCUCACUGCGCCAGGCGGGUGUUGUGUUCACGGACUCUGUCGGACAAAAAGCUGGGUGAGGGGGAUGUUGCCUGUGGUGACAUCUGCUAUCGGAAAUCGCUGCUUUGGGUGUCUGAGUUUUCUUUUUGAGGGCUGCAGGCUUUAGGCAAGAGGAUUUGGUGUCACUGCGUAGUGUUCAGGCUAGGCUUGUCCAUCUGUCGGCAGGACGCACACCCUAGCGUUGUCUUGAACUCCAGCAAUGCUGCCAUCCUCUCCCAGAGAGAAGAAAGGAAAUCCUUCGGAGCAGAGGGAGCCAGGUCUUACCCGUGUGCUUUACAAGCCUCACUUGAGAAAGAGGGUCACGAUCUCUGUGCUCAUUACAAUCUUGGGAUGCCUUGUAGAGGAGUGGGGAAGCGGGACCCUUCUCGGGGGGCUCAGUCCCCCCAAUCUAUCUUCACAGCAGCACUCAGGAUGGGUUAAUUCAGGUCGCAGAAGGUAACUGGUCUGGGGGGAAGCUCUUCCCCUCUGCAGUGUGCUAAACUUGGUGAGGAUCUUCAUGAAUUGACGUUUUCUUGCCUGGAAGUACGGGACCCAGACUUCCCCCUUGCCUGCAGGCGCUGAAGGCUUCUCCCAAGAGCACAGCCUGGGGAUCUUGCAAGCUGCUGCCAUCAGACGUGUUCAUGUAUUUACCAAAUAAUCCAUCGAAAGUCGUUCAGGAAACUCUCCCCGCUCAGUUGCUACUUGCCACCUCGCUUGCCCCGCUAGCAGCGUUGCUCCGUGCCAGCCCCUGCCGCAGGCUGGGAAAGGGCCCCUCGCCCCCCGCGUCUGCUUGCGCCGGGCCCGCCCGAGCGCCGUGGGCAGCGCUGCGGGGGCUCCGCAGUCUGGCGGGAGGAGUGCGAUACCUACAGCCCAACCUGAGGCUUCAAAAUGAUAAAAAUUCAGCCUUUGGAUUUUUCCUCCAGAAGCGCAGUACCACGCGUAGAGAGGCCAGAGGGAGCCACGUCCCCUCUGCGUCUUCAGAUGCUGCUCUUGGGUGCUGUGCCUGAGGGACGGAGCUCUGGGGAGGAACCCGGGAGGCUGGGCUCGGGCUCUGACUCUAGCGAUGAGAGACAGAAAUGGAGUAAGAAGAAAAGCAAAAGCAGGGACCAUAAAAGCCAGAAGAAACACCGCUCACGGUCCCGGGGUCGCUCCUCCAGCUCGAGCUCGGAGCGCGAGCGAGACAAGAGGAGAGCCCGGAGCAGAGAGCGGCGGAGGAAGAGAGAUGGCUCUAAGUCUUCUGUGUCCUCCGUCAGCUCCCCCUCCCCGCCGCGCUCCCGGGGCAGGGAAGAGACGGGGCAGCAGCUGAGCCUCCAGGAGCGCCUGAGGCUGAAGGAGGAGAAGAAGAAGCAGGCUGCGCUCAUGAAAGCCUUGGAGACGCCCGAGGAGAAACGGGCUCGCCGGCUGGCCAAGAAGGAGGCCAAGGAGAGGAAGAAGCGGGAGAAGAUGGGGUGGGGAGAGGAGUACAUGGGUUACACCAACACAGACAAUCCCUUUGGGGACAACAACCUGCUGGGCACCUUCAUCUGGAGCAAGGCACUGGAAAAGAAAGGGAUCAGCCACCUGGAUGAGAAAGACCUGAAGGAGAGGAACAAGCGGAUCCAGGAGGACAAUCGCCUGGAGCUGCAGAAGGUGAAGCAGCUGCGCCUGGAGCGGGAGCGGGAGAAGGCGAUGCGUGAGCAGGAGCUGGAGAUGCUGCAGCGGGAGAAAGAGGCAGAGCACUUCAAAACCUGGGAGGAGCAGGAGGACAACUUCCACCUGCAGCAGGCCAAGCUGCGGUCUAAGAUCCGGAUUCGGGAUGGGAGAGCGAAACCCAUUGACCUUCUGGCCAAGUACAUCAGCGCGGAGGACGAUGACCUGGCUGUGGAGAUGCACGAGCCCUACACCUUCCUGAACGGCCUGACCGUCUCUGACAUGGAGGAUCUGGUGGAGGACAUCCAGGUUUACAUGGAGCUGGAGCAAGGGAAGAACGUGGACUUCUGGAGGGACAUGACCAUCAUCACAGAGGACGAGAUAGCCAAGCUCCGCAAACUGGAGGCCUCUGGGAAAGGAGGACCGGGGGAACGUCGGGAUGGCGUCAACGCCUCUGUCAGCUCAGACGUGCAGUCCGUGUUCAAGGGGAAGACGUACAACCAGCUGCAAGUGCUGUACCAGGGCAUCGAGAGCAAGAUCCGGGCAGGAGGACCCAACCUUGACAUUGGGUACUGGGAGAGCCUGCUGCAGCAGCUGAAGGCUUACAUGGCUCGGGCCAGGCUGCGAGAGCGGCACCAGGAUGUGCUGCGCCAGAAGCUGUACAAGCUGAAGCAGGAGCAGGGUGUGGAGAGUGAACCACUCUUCCCCAUCAUCAAGCGGGAGCCGGCCUCCCCCAGCGACAGGCUGGAUCCAGAGGAGAGCAUUGGGGUACAGCCAGGGCCGUCCUCGGAGCCGGAGGCCGAGCAAGACGCAGAGGCCAAAGGAGAAGCAGAGGGGGAGGCCGUGCUAAUGGAGGAGGACCUGAUCCAGCAGAGCCUGGAUGACUACGACGCGGGGAAGUACAGUCCCCGGCUGCUGGGCGCCAACGAGCUGCCCUUCGAUGCCCACGUGCUGGAGGCUGAGGAGGAUACGCAUCGGCUGCUGCUUCUGCGCCAGCAGCUCCAGGUCACAGGUGAUGCUACUGAGAGUGCCGAUGACAUCUUCUUCCGUAAGGCCAAGGAGGGCAUGGGCGCGGAUGAGGCGCAGUUCAGCGUGGAAAUGCCCCUCACGGGCAAGGCUUAUCUCUGGGCUGACAAGUACCGGCCCCGCAAGCCCCGCUUCUUCAACCGAGUGCACACGGGCUUCGAGUGGAACAAGUACAACCAGACCCACUACGACUUCGACAACCCUCCCCCCAAGAUCGUGCAGGGCUACAAGUUCAACAUCUUCUACCCUGACCUCAUCGACAAGCGCUCGACGCCUGAGUACUUCCUGGAGGCCUGCCAGGACAACAAGGACUUCGCCAUCCUGCGCUUCCACGCCGGGCCGCCCUACGAGGACAUCGCCUUCAAGAUUGUCAACCGGGAGUGGGAGGAUUCCCACCGCCAUGGCUUCCGUGGCACAGCCUGGGAACACCACCGCCUCCCUUGA
Messenger RNA from Egretta garzetta (little egret), 3995 nucleotides. It is a transcript of the gene CACTIN, whose product is annotated as cactin, spliceosome C complex subunit. Gene Ontology annotation, molecular function: protein binding. Gene Ontology annotation, biological process: negative regulation of innate immune response; mRNA cis splicing, via spliceosome. NCBI's taxonomy places the organism in Eukaryota, Metazoa, Chordata, Aves, Pelecaniformes, Ardeidae. The record is from RefSeq and is a predicted model, not a curated record. The transcript is spliced from 11 exons. Gene Ontology annotation, cellular component: spliceosomal complex; cytoplasm. Bases 1785 to 3995 code for a protein of 736 amino acids.